This is a messenger RNA of Stomoxys calcitrans (stable fly), 1831 nucleotides long. Its product is annotated as juvenile hormone esterase. The coding region runs from base 66 to 1745 and encodes 559 amino acids. NCBI's taxonomy places the organism in Eukaryota, Metazoa, Arthropoda, Insecta, Diptera, Muscidae. The transcript is spliced from 5 exons. The record is from RefSeq and is a predicted model, not a curated record.
CGUUGCUCUAUAAACAUCGUUACUUUCGGGAAAAAAAUUAAAUCAGAGAAAUUGCUUCCAAGAAAAUGUUUUUUGUUUUACUUAUACUUGGCAUCGUAGCAAGAACGUCAUAUGGCUUGCCUGCAUUUGUGGAAGUGGAGACUAGUUUGGGAAGUGUUAGAGGAUUGCAAAUGCAAACUCGUUUUGGAAAUAAAUUUUGGGGAUUUCGUGGUAUUCGUUAUGCUGCACCGCCAGUGGCUGAGCUACGUUUCCAAAAUCCCCAACCAGUCAACGCUUGGAAACCAAUGAUAUUUGAUGCCACCCAAGAUGGACCACGUUGUCCUCAGGUUACAAAAAAUACAACUGAUUUAUCGGAAGAUUGUCUACGCCUGAAUAUCUAUACCAAGCAUGUACAAAAUAAUGCCAAGAAACCAGUUCUGGUGUAUUUGCAUCCCGGUGGUUUCUACACACUAACCGCUACUAGCCCCUAUGCAGGACCAGAAUAUCUCAUGGAACGUGAUAUAGUUUUGGUCACACUCAACUAUCGUCUGGGUUCUUUGGGCUUUUUGGCUGCCGGCACUGCGGAUGCUCCAGGCAAUAUGGGCCUUAAAGAUCAAGUUAUGGCUUUGCAGUGGAUUCGUCAACAUAUCGUGCGGUUUGGUGGUGAUCCUAAUUUAGUUACCAUAUGGGGUUACAGUGCCGGCAGCCGUAGUGUGGGUCUACACAUGAUGUCUCCCAUGUCACAUGGUUUAUUUCAUCGUGCCAUUAUGAUGAGUGCUUCGCCAUUGGGUGCAAUACGUUAUAGGUACAAUCAAACUGAUUUGGCUGAGCGACAAGCGAGGUUAUUGAAUUGUCCGGCAAAUCCAACCGCAGUGAUGAUCAAGUGUUUGAAAGAGAAACCUAUGAUGGCUUUUGUGAAUACCACCGAAGCAAUGUUCGAAUUCGAAUGGAAUCCUCUUAUCAACUGGGAGCCUGUUAUUGAAAAUGAUUGCGGCCAAGAACGUUUUCUGGUGGAGGAUCCCUACAAAACCAUGUUGAAUGGAAAUCUAAACAAAGUGCCUUUAAUAAUAGGAACUAAUGAAUAUGAAUUUUAUUCGCCAGCCUAUUAUAAUCUUCGCAACGAGACAAGACGACAACGUUUCAAUGACAAUUUUGCCAAAUAUGCUCCUUUAUACUUCAAAUAUGAACGGGAUUCGCAUAGAUCACAAUGCAUUAGUUCAGCUUUAUAUUCAUUCUACUUUGGAAAUCAUAGUUUGGAGUAUCCCGGUUCGAUGAAGGCAUUUGGUCAAUUAUAUAGCGAUGCCAUUGUGGGUUUUAAUUAUUAUCGAUUUUUAAAGCUGGUCGAGAAACAUGUUCCGGUCUACACUUAUUUCUUUAACUAUAAGGGUCGUUACAGUUUCUUCAGAAACCCUGAGACCAAUGAAACACAUGGUGCUGUACAUCAUGAUGAGUUGUUGUACCUGCUUAAUUUCUCUGUAAAGGCUCCUAUUUUUAGAAAAUCAGAUCCUGAAAAUGAUUUGAUAGAACGUUUUACCAGAAUGUGGGCCAGCUUUGCCAAAACUGGGGAUCCCAAUAAAUGCCAGGAUGAGUACUUAAAGGAUAUUCUAUGGCCUACGUAUACUGCUGAUCGUAAGGAAUAUCUGGAAAUUGGUAGCCAAGUGCAUUUGAAAACACGCGGCAUUUUUGCAGAACGUUUGGAGUUUUGGGAUAAUCUAUUUCCUGCUGGAGAAAUGUUGAAUACUGAUGUAGUGAUCAAAUGUUUUUGAAUAUUAAAGUAAUGUAAACUUUAUUUUUUAAAAUUUAAUCUUCUUAUACAAUAAAAAUCAAAAUGUCGCGAUUUUUCGUAUAGACU